Molecule: messenger RNA, 2246 nt
Organism: Morus notabilis
Lineage: Eukaryota; Viridiplantae; Streptophyta; Magnoliopsida; Rosales; Moraceae
Exons: 2
Coding region: 343-2064 (573 amino acids)
Cellular component (GO): Golgi apparatus
Source: RefSeq, a predicted model, not a curated record
CCAAAUAAAUAAAGUCACAAAGUCACAAAAUCAGAGAAAUCUUAACACUUCCAGCUGCCCAGAAAUCACGCUUCACAAAUCGCAAAGAAAGGGGGAGAGAAAAACACGGAGAUGGCAUUUUCUGCUGUUUUUGCAUGAGCUUCUUGAAGGAGGAGAAGAAGAUCUCUCAAACCCCAUUUGCCGUUUUGUUCCAAGAUCUGGAAAAAAAAAAACUUGAAUAGAAAAAGAAACAGAACCCACUUAGUUCUUUGCUCGAAUCUUUGAGUGUGUGUUUCUUUUUGGCGUUUUGGUGAUCUGGGCAUUUUCCAUUUUAGUUCUGGAACAAGGUUAUUGCUUCAGAAAAUGUUGGGUCGGUCUUCGUUUUCCAGAACCGGAACCUUCCGGCUCGAGAAUUUGGGUCCAAAUGCUCUUGCCCUGAUUGGAAACCUUUGUUUUACUCUCUUUGUGCUUGGAGUGUUGAUCUUUACAAUUAUAGCCGCCACUUAUGAACCAGAAGACCCUUUGUUUCACCCAUCAACCAAGAUAACAACUUUCCUCACAUCCACCUCCAAUGCCACUUUUAAAUCCGACAACACCGUGGUCAAGACCGGUGAGGAUUUCAUGGCUGCGAACCAGACCGCAUUCUCGACUUUUAUAAACAUAGCCGAUGUGGAAAAGGUGACGAGUGAUGUUAAUUCGGAUGGUGGGAGUACCGAUGAAGGGAAGUCGGCUGAUUGUGAGGGCAAUGUGGAUACCCCCAUUGAUUGUAGGGACCCGGAAGUGUUCCAUUUGUUGAUGAGGGCCACCAUAGAGCGAUUCCCCGAUAUUCAUUUUUACCGGUUUGGGAAACCGGUUGCUGGACCGAAGGCAGGGACUUGUGAUAUGGCGUGGCGGUUUAGGCCUAAGGAGGGGAAGACUGCCUCCUUUUACAAGGACUAUAGGAGGUUUGUGAUUUCGAGGUCGACGAAUUGUACUCUGAGUGUUACUGAGAUUGGAGACUACCAUAGCGGUGUGCUUGCCAGGAAAAGGAAGAGGAAUCAGACUCCCGGGUUCGAGAAGAGACCUCUAAAGCAAGAAGAGGUUAAUUCUUUGCCUGUUGUUGGGGAGGUUGUGAAUGACUCCCUUCCCGUGGUUGAGUCCGAAGGGUCGUUUAGUCGCGGCAAGUACUUGAUUUAUGUUGGUGGUGGAGAUAGGUGCAAGAACAUUAACCACUACUUGUGGAGUUUCCUUUGUGCUCUUGGUGAAGCUCAGUACCUUAACCGAACUUUGGUUAUGGAUUUGAGCAUUUGUCUAUCUUCAAUUUACACUUCUUCCAAUCAGGAUGAGGAAGGGAAGGAUUUCAGGUUUUACUUCGAUUUCGAGCAUUUGAGAGAAUCGGCCUCUGUGUUGGACCAGGGACAGUUUUGGACAGAUUGGAGCAAAUGGCAGAAGAGAGAUGGCAUGAGCCUUCACCUUGUGGAGGACUUCAAGGUGACGCCGAUGAAACUCGCGGAUGUCAAGGAUGCUUUGAUCAUGAGAAAGUUUGGAUCUGUGGAGCCAGAUAAUUACUGGUAUAGAGUUUGUGAAGGAGAAACGGAAUCUGUUGUCCAGCGACCUUGGCAUUUGAUUUGGAAGUCAAGAAGGUUGCUGGAUAUAGUCUCCGCAAUUGCAACGAGAUUGAACUGGGACUACGACUCCGUACACAUUGUGAGAGGAGAAAAGGCGAGGAACAAGGAGCUGUGGCCCAACCUUGAUCAAGAUACUUCGCCUAAUGCCCUGCUUUCGACCUUGCAAGACAAAAUAGAAGAUGGGAGAAACCUGUACAUUGCUACAACUGAACCUGAUCAAUCCUUCUUUGACCCUUUGAAGGACAAGUAUUCCACUCAUUUUCUUGAUGAGUACAAGGGCCUUUGGGAUGAGAAGACUGAGUGGUACUCUGAGAUGACUAAGCUGAACAAGGGGAACCCAGUCGAAUUUGACGGAUACAUGAGGGUAUCAGUUGAUACUGAAGUGUUCUUAAGAGGGAAAAAGCAGCUCGAAACUUUUAAUGAUCUCACUAAGGAUUGCAAGGAUGGCAUCAACACUUGCAGCACCGCAUCGAGCUAAAUCCCAAACACAACAUCCACGUGUCGUUUUUGCUAUUUUCUUCUCUUGCAUUUGAAAAUUUGUAAGCAUGAAUUCAUAAUUUUAGCAUUAUGUAGCACCCCUAUGAGUUUUGUACGUCUAGAACAGCAACUGCUAGUAUUUUAUCACUUGGAUUCUUUUAACAGUUUUAAGUUUAUAUUUUA